Molecule: messenger RNA, 1133 nt
Organism: Musa acuminata subsp. malaccensis (wild Malaysian banana)
Lineage: Eukaryota; Viridiplantae; Streptophyta; Magnoliopsida; Zingiberales; Musaceae
Source: RefSeq, a predicted model, not a curated record
UUACUCGGGCAUAUCAUUUAUUAUUUUAUUUGUCUUAUACAUUAACCAUCAAAUUCUUUUUUUCCACGUAAACUCUUUUGGUACUUUUCCCUGUUUGUCCUCUCGGUUAAUUUAAUCGUCUUAUGCGACUAAAGCUAAACUUGGAAUAGUGGUCAACACGGUAGCUGCCCCUGCACCGUGCCUCGGUUCCCGGGUCGGCUAUCUCCCUUAUCCAACCACCGCAUCAUGCUGAUUUCAAUUACUAAAGACCGUCUCACUAAUAUUAGAAUCCAAACCCCUCACGCUGCACCGCCGCAUCACCAACCACGUUUCUGACCAUUUCCUCGCAUCUCCGUGCGAGUCUCAAAGCCUUUUUGGACGGGCCGUCAAACGAACCUAUGUAUGGUGGUGCUCUCUAACAGCCCUUCCCUCCCUAUAAAUUCUCCUCCUCGAUCUCUACCUGCAUUCUUCCUCCCUCCCUUCUUUCUCUCCUUCCAUGCCAUGGGAAACGAAGCCACCGAUGAGAAGAAGCCCUUGCUGUCUCCGCUGGCCAGCGGCAAGCUGUCGUUGUCGCUGCGACGGCGGGGGGUGACGCUGCCCGCGGUGCUCGACAUCGUGCCCGCCCACGCCGCCGCUGCCGGCCGCCGCUGGCCCAAGGACAUCGACUACACCAGCCUCCGCGACAUCAUGAGUUCCACGCCGCCGCCGUCCGGGAUGGCGUCGCCUACCACCCCCGGCGCCCCGGGGUGCGGCGGGGGACCCGGCGGCGGUGGGGGCGGCGAGAUCAGGAUCCGGAACCGCCUCGUGCAGCAGGCGGCGCACGCGUACCUGCAGCUGACGCCGAGGGCGGCCGCCCCUCCCCCCCGCGGGCUGCUCCGGCGGGCGCUCGCCGUCCUCUCCUGCGCCGACCUCCUCUCCCCCUGCCUCCAUUUCUUCCGCCGCCUCUUUCGAUCCUUGUGCCGCUUAGGAUGAUAGCACAACCUUUACAUUGUAUACAUCAACCGCUGAUCCGUCGACGAAUAGCAAAAGGAUUCGACAAGCAUUCCCCAAAACGAAAAAUCACGAUUCAAAUCGAAAAAGAAACGUCAAUAACCAGUAAUUCAUCAUCAUUUUUGUCUAUCUUUAAUCUCCCUAAAUUUACAGCAAUUGUGUGA